Molecule: messenger RNA, 2435 nt
Organism: Hemicordylus capensis (graceful crag lizard)
Lineage: Eukaryota; Metazoa; Chordata; Lepidosauria; Squamata; Cordylidae
Gene: GPC4
Product: glypican 4
Exons: 9
Coding region: 393-2114 (573 amino acids)
Biological process (GO): regulation of protein localization to membrane; regulation of signal transduction; cell migration
Cellular component (GO): plasma membrane; extracellular region; cell surface
Source: RefSeq, a predicted model, not a curated record
CGCGGAGGGGGAGAGGGAGAGCCAGCCAGCCAGCCAGCCAGCGCGCUUGGAGAGGCGAAGGCGGACCCCGGCUCCGCUCCGCCCAGCCCAGCCGGGCUCCUGGUUUUCCUGGGGGCUGCCGUGCCGAGGCUUGUCCCGGCCGCCGCGGCGUGAUCGAGCCCGUCUCCCGGCCCGGCCAAGUUUGCCCGGAGAGCGCACCGCGCGGGCCCGGCUGGGUGGGAGCGCAGCAGCCACUGCAGCAGCGGGAGCCCCGCUCCGGGCCGGCCGCGGCGGGGAGCCUCCAGGCGGGAGCCCCCGAUCCCCGCCGGGCCCUCCCUCCCAGCAGCGGGCCGCGUGGCCGGGGGCGCCCCAGACGCAGAGCCCCCCGCGCGCCCGUGGCCGCCUCUCCAAGCAUGCCGUGCCUCUGCCGGCCGCCGCCGCCGGGCCCCCCGGCCGCCCAGGGGCGCCUGCUGCUCCUGCUGCUGCCGCUGCUCCUGCUGCCUGCCGCCGCUUCCUCCUCCUCCUCCUCGGCCGAGCCCCGCUCGCGAAGUUGCUCCGAAGUCAAGAGGCUCUACAUGGCCAAAGGAUUCAGCCAGAACGAGGCGCCCAGCCACGAAAUCAACGGUGAUCACUUAAAAGUCUGCCCUCAAGGGUACACGUGCUGCUCCCAAGAGAUGGAAGAGAAGUACGGGCAACAGAGUAAACACGACUUCCGGAACGCUGUCGUUGAGUUGAGCAAUAACCUGCAAGGCGUCUUUGGCAGCCGGUACAAAAAGUUUGACGAAUUCUUCAGAGAGCUUCUGGAGAACGCCGAGAAAUCCUUGAACGACAUGUUUGUUAGGACUUACGGCCUCCUCUACAUGCAGAACUCGGAGAUGUUCAAGGACCUCUUUGUGGAGCUGAAGCGCUACUACGCCGGCGGGAACGUCAACCUGGAAGAGAUGCUGAAUGACUUUUGGGCCCGCCUGCUGGAGCGCAUGUUCCGCCUGGUCAACCCCCAGUACCACUUCUCGGACGAGUACCUGGAGUGCGUCAGCAAGUACACGGAGCAGCUCAAGCCCUUCGGGGACGUGCCGCGCAAGCUCAAGCUGCAGGUGACGCGGGCCUUCGUGGCGGCUCGCACUUUCGCCCAGGGCCUGGCCGUGGCCAGAGACGUCGUCGCCAAAGUCUCCGCGGUGAACCCCACGCCGCAGGAAGUCCGAGCUCUGCUGAAGAUGAUGUACUGUCCAUACUGCCGAGGGUUAGUAGCCGUCCUGCCGUGCUACAAUUAUUGCUUCAACGUCAUGAGGGGUUGUCUGGCCAAUCAAGGGGAGCUGGACGCCGAGUGGAACAGCUUCAUAGACUCCAUGCUGCAGGUGGCGGAGAGACUGGAGGGACCUUUCAACAUUGAAUCGGUCAUGGACCCCAUUGAUGUGAAGAUCUCGGACGCCAUCAUGAACAUGCAGGAGAACAGCAUGCAAGUGUCUCAAAAGGUUUUCCAAGGAUGCGGCCAGCCCAAGAUGUUGGUACAAAGCCGAGCGUCCCGCUCAGUCUCGGAAGGUAGCUUCAGUGCACGUUUCAGACCCUACAACCCAGAGGAGCGGCCGACAACAGCAGCUGGCACAAGUUUGGAUAGGCUGGUGACGGACGUGAAGGAAAAGCUGAAGCAGGCGAAGAAGUUUUGGUCUUCUCUGCCCGGCAACAUCUGCAACAGCGAGAAAAUGGCCGCCAACAGCAUCAGCGAAGAGGAAUGCUGGAACGGGCGAAACAAGAGCAGGUACGUCUUUGCAGUGACAGCGAAUGGCCUGGCCAAUCAGGCGAACAAUCCAGAAGUGGAGGUUGACACUUCGAAACCGGACAUCGUGAUUCGCCAGCAGAUCGUCGCCCUCCGCGUGAUGACCAACAGGCUGAAGAAUGCAUAUAGUGGGAAUGAUGUGGACUUCAUUGAUAUAAGCGACGAAAGCAGCGGAGAAGGCAGCGGGAGCGGCUGUGAGAUGCAACAGUGUUCUCCCGAAUUUGUAUCCAACGUCACGGAAAUAACACGGGAUUCCAAGAAAAUGGAACAAGACUCUGCUGCCGUUCGCAUGGGCCUUUCUGAAGCUGCCCUUCUCCUUAGCAUCUUCUUGUUCCUGGCAGGGCAAAGACAAUGGAGAUAACUGUGCAGCAUCUUUUCUUUUCUUUUUUUUUUUAGAGUUGGAGAGGGGGGAACGGGGGGAAAGACAUUGGGGGGAUAAAUUAGUUACAAGGCACCUAAUUUCACUUUUAUACCAUCUAGUGACUUUGGGGGCAGAUGGGUUGUUUGUAAGUUAAUGGACUUACAGUGUACAGUUUUUAUCAAGUUGCCACUGGUUUUGAUGAGUUUUUUCCUAUUCUCUCUCAAUUUUUGGGAAGGGGAGGGAGAAAAUAAACAGGGUUUUGGACCAGUUAGUCUGACCUGUUGACUGAGAAACCACAAUAAACGUGGUUGACAAAGUGUA